Molecule: messenger RNA, 6362 nt
Organism: Cynoglossus semilaevis (tongue sole)
Lineage: Eukaryota; Metazoa; Chordata; Actinopteri; Pleuronectiformes; Cynoglossidae
Product: myosin-7
Exons: 40
Coding region: 378-6197 (1939 amino acids)
Biological process (GO): cardiac muscle contraction; muscle filament sliding; sarcomere organization
Cellular component (GO): cytoplasm; myosin filament; myosin II complex
Molecular function (GO): ATP binding; actin filament binding; microfilament motor activity
Source: RefSeq, a predicted model, not a curated record
AAUGAUGGAUAAAGGAGUUCCACCCUCGUUCUAUUUAAAGUCCUUCAGCUGCCUAAGGAUACCAAUGAUUAAUCAUUGCACUGCAUGGAACUCCAGAUAUGGUCUUGUCAGGAGGCCAGCCCUGUCACUGAUAAGACUCUUACCCACUGAUUUCUAUAUUACUCUCAGCCACUCAUUAACUCCCUCCCUUUUCGAAACCCCCAACUCGACUCAGACACACUAAUACUCCUGGACCCUGAAAUGCUCCCCAUAUUUGGCAGAGGGGGUUUGUUUAAAAAGACAAGUGGCGGUGAAGCUCUUCACAGGUCGGCAUUCAAUCUCAAGGACCUUCACACUUCAGUCAUCUCAGCUCAUCUGUGCUAGAGAGAGAGUGAAAAAUGGGUGAUGCUGCCAUGAAAGAGUUUGGGGCAGCAGCCCCUUACCUGAGGAAGUCAGACAGGGAGCGUCUGGAGGCCCAGACCCGUCUUUUUGACAUGAAGAAGGAGUGCUUUGUUCCUGAUACAGACGAGGAGUAUGUGAAGGCUUCCAUCAUCAGCCGUGAGGGUGACAAAGUCACAGCUCAGACUGAGAAAGGAAAGACCGUCACAGUCAAGGAGUGCGACGUACAUCCUCAAAAUCCUCCAAAGUUUGAUAAAAUUGAAGACAUGGCGAUGUUCACCUUCCUCCAUGAGCCAGCUGUGCUGUUCAACCUCAAAGAGCGUUACGCAGCAUGGAUGAUUUAUACCUACUCUGGACUCUUCUGUGUGACUGUCAACCCCUACAAGUUUCUGCCAGUCUACAACCAGGAGGUGGUUGUUGCCUACAGAGGAAAGAAGAGGAGUGAAGCUCCUCCUCACAUCUUCUCCAUCUCUGACAAUGCCUACCAGUACAUGCUUACUGAUAGAGAAAAUCAGUCAAUUCUCAUCACUGGAGAAUCCGGGGCUGGGAAAACUGUCAACACCAAGAGAGUCAUCCAGUACUUUGCCAGCAUUGCUGCUGGAGGUGGGAAGAAAGAUGGGGGCUCUGAAAAAAAGGGUACUCUGGAGGAUCAAAUCAUCCAGGCUAAUCCAGCUUUAGAAGCAUUUGGUAAUGCCAAGACCAUCAGAAAUGACAACUCUUCUAGAUUUGGUAAAUUCAUCAGAAUCCAUUUUGCUGCCAGUGGGAAACUGGCCUCAGCUGAUAUUGAGACAUAUCUGCUGGAAAAGUCCCGCGUCACCUUCCAGCUCAAGGCUGAAAGAGACUACCACAUCUUUUAUCAGAUUCUGUCUCAGAAGAAACCUGAGCUGCUAGAAAUGUUGCUGAUCACCAACAACCCCUACGACUAUCCCUUCAUCUCCCAAGGAGAGACAACUGUGGCUUCCAUCAAUGAUGCUGAAGAGCUAAUGGCCACCGAUGAAGCCUUUGAUGUACUGGGCUUCACCCAGGAAGAGAAAAAUGGUAUUUACAAGCUGAUUGGUGCCAUAAUGCACCACGGUAACAUGAAGUUCAAGAACAAGCAGCGUGAGGAGCAGGCCGAGGCUGAUGGCACAGAAGAUGCUGACAAAGUCGCUUAUCUGAUGGGCCUGAACUCUGCCGACCUCAUUAAAGGUCUCUGUCACCCAAGAGUCAAAGUAGGAAACGAGUGGGUCACUAAGGGACAAAAUGUCCAGCAGGUGAACUAUGCGAUCGGUGCACUGGCUAAGUCAGUGUAUGAGAAGAUGUUCUUGUGGAUGGUGGUCAGGAUCAACCAGUCUCUAGACACUCGUCAACCUCGUCAGUACUUCAUUGGUGUCCUGGACAUUGCUGGUUUUGAAAUCUUUGAUUUCAACACCUUUGAGCAGCUGUGCAUCAACUUCACCAACGAGAAACUGCAACAGUUUUUCAACCACCACAUGUUUGUGCUGGAGCAGGAAGAGUACAAGAAAGAGGGCAUUGAAUGGACUUUCAUUGACUUUGGUAUGGACCUGCAGGCCUGUAUUGACCUCAUUGAAAAGCCCAUGGGUAUCAUGUCCAUCCUUGAAGAGGAGUGCAUGUUCCCCAAAGCCAGUGACACCACCUUUAAAGCUAAGCUCUAUGACAACCACCUGGGAAAAUCUGCAAACUUCCAGAAACCCAGAAUUGUCAAGGGGAAACCAGAGGCUCAUUUUGCCCUGAUGCACUACGCUGGAACUGUUGAUUACAAUAUCAACAACUGGCUGGUGAAGAACAAAGACCCUCUGAAUGAGACGGUUGUUGGACUGUAUCAGAAGUCUACUGUUAAACUGCUUGCAACGCUCUUUGCAAAUUAUGCUGGCUCUGAAUCAGCUGAAUGUGGAAAAGGUGGAAAAGGAGCUGGAGGCAAGAAGAAAGGUUCAUCCUUCCAAACAGUGUCUGCUCUGCACAGGGAGAAUCUCAACAAGUUGAUGACCAACCUGAGGUCCACACAUCCUCACUUUGUGCGCUGCAUCAUCCCCAAUGAGACCAAGACUCCUGGGGCCAUGGAGAAUCCCCUGGUGAUGCACCAGCUGCGCUGUAAUGGUGUGCUGGAAGGAAUCAGGAUCUGCAGAAAAGGUUUCCCCAACAGGAUCCUCUACGGAGACUUCAAACAGAGAUACCGCAUCCUGAAUCCUGCUGCCAUCCCUGAUGGUCAGUUCAUCGACAGCAGGAAGGGAGCAGAGAAACUCCUCGGUUCUCUAGACAUAGAUCACAACCAGUACAAGUUUGGACACACCAAGGUGUUCUUCAAAGCCGGUCUCCUUGGGCAACUUGAAGAAAUGAGAGAUGAUCGAUUGUCACUCAUUAUCACUGGGAUCCAGGCAAGAUCAAGAGGGCUUCUGGCUAGAGUGGAAUUCCAGAAGAUUGUUGAAAGAAGAGAUGCUUUGCUGGUCAUCCAGUGGAACAUUCGUGCCUUCAUGGGAGUCAAAAACUGGCCCUGGAUGAAGCUGUACUUCAAGAUCAAACCUCUUCUGAGAUCUGCUGAGGCAGAAAAGGAGAUGGCCAACAUGAAGGAAGAAUUCCUGAAGCUGAAAGAAGCCUAUGCCAAGUCUGAAGCUCGUAGGAAGGAGCUGGAGGAGAAAAUGGUUUCUCUUCUCCAAGAGAAGAAUGACCUGCAGCUACAAGUCCAGGCUGAACAAGAUAAUCUUGCUGAUGCAGAAGAAAGAUGUGAGGGUUUGAUCAAAAACAAAAUUCAGAUGGAGGCAAAAGCCAAAGAGCUGUCAGAGAGGUUGGAAGAUGAGGAGGAGAUGAACGCUGAACUGACUGCUAAGAAGAGGAAGCUGGAGGAUGAGUGCUCUGAGUUAAAGAAAGACAUUGAUGACUUAGAGCUAACUCUGGCCAAAGUGGAAAAGGAGAAGCACGCUACAGAGAACAAGGUAAAAAACCUGGUUGAGGAGAUGGCAGCUUUAGAUGAAAUCAUUGCCAAGUUGACCAAGGAAAAGAAAGCCUUACAGGAGGCUCAUCAACAAACACUGGACGACCUGCAGAGUGAGGAAGACAAAGUCAACACUCUGACCAAGGCUAAGGUCAAGCUGGAGCAGCAAGUGGACGAUCUUGAGGGUUCUCUGGAGCAAGAGAAGAAGAUUCGAAUGGAUCUAGAGAGAGCCAAGAGAAAGCUGGAGGGAGAUCUGAAAUUGACCCAGGAGAGUCUAAUGGACCUGGAGAAUGACAAGCAACAACUUGAGGAACAUAUGAAAAAGAAAGACUUUGAACUCAGUCAGCUAAAUAAUAAAAUAGAGGACGAGCAGGCCAUUGCUAUUCAGCUUCAAAAGAAACUAAAAGAACUUCAGGCUCGCAUUGAAGAGCUGGAGGAGGAACUCGAGGCAGAACGAGCUGCCAGGGCAAAGGUGGAGAAGCAGAGAGCAGAUCUGGCCAGAGAGCUGGAGGAGAUCAGUGAGAGGCUGGAGGAAGCUGGUGGGGCAACAUCUGCCCAGAUUGAGAUGAACAAGAAGAGGGAGGCUGAAUUCCAGAAACUGCGCAGAGACCUUGAAGAGGCCACACUGCUGCAUGAAUCUACUGCUGCAUCACUGAGGAAAAAACAGGCUGACAGUGUUGCUGACCUGGGAGAGCAGAUAGACAACCUGCAGAGAGUCAAGCAGAAACUGGAGAAAGAGAAGAGUGAGCUCAGACUGGAGCUGGACGAUGUGGUCUCCAGUAUGGAACACGUUGUGAAGACUAAAACAAAUCUGGAGAAGACAUGCAGGACCAUGGAAGAUCAGAUGAAUGAAUAUAAGACCAAGUUUGAAGAAGCUCAUCGUUGCAUCAAUGACUUCAACAUGCAAAAAGCCAAACUUCAGACAGAAAAUGGUGAACUCCUGAGGCAGCUGGAGGAUAAAGAUUCCCUCGUGUCUCAACUCACAAGAGGAAAAAUGUCCUACACUCAACAGGUAGAAGAUUUAAAGAGACAACUGGAGGAAGAGACCAAGGCCAAGAGUGCUCUGGCCCACGCAGUGCAGUCUUCUCGCCAUGACUGUGACCUGCUCAGGGAGCAGUAUGAGGAGGAGCAGGAGGCCAAGGGUGAACUCCAGCGCGGCAUGUCCAAGGCCAACUCUGAGGUGGCUCAGUGGAGAACUAAGUACGAAACUGAUGCCAUCCAGAGAACUGAGGAGCUGGAGGAGGCCAAGAAGAAGCUGGCUCAGCGUCUGCAGGAGGCUGAGGAAGCUGUGGAAGCAGUGAAUGCUAAAUGUUCCUCUCUGGAGAAGACUAAACACAGACUUCAGAAUGAGAUUGAAGAUCUGAUGGUGGACGUGGAGAGGUCUAAUGCUGCAGCCGCUGCUCUGGACAAGAAGCAAAGAAACUUUGACAAGGUCCUGGCUGAGUGGAAGCAGAAGUAUGAAGAGUCACAGUGUGAGCUGGAGGGCUCCCAGAAGGAGGCCAGAGCUCUCAGCACUGAGCUCUUUAAACUGAAGAACUCCUACGAGGAGUCUCUGGAUCAUCUGGAGACCAUGAAGAGAGAGAACAAAAACUUGCAGGAGGAGAUAUCUGAUCUCACUGAGCAACUUGGUGAGGGUGGCAAGAGCAUCCACGAACUGGAAAAAUUACGCAAACAACUGGAACAGGAGAAAAAUGAGAUCCAGUCUGCUCUUGAAGAAGCUGAGGCCUCCCUGGAGCACGAGGAGGGUAAAAUUCUCAGAGCCCAGCUGGAAUUCAAUCAAAUCAAAGCUGAGAUUGAACGAAAACUUGCAGAGAAGGAUGAAGAGAUGGAGCAGAGCAAGAGGAACAUGCAGAGGACCAUUGACACCCUGCAGAGCUCUCUGGAGGCCGAGUGUCGCAGCAGGAAUGAAGCUCUCCGUAUAAAGAAGAAGAUGGAGGGAGACCUGAACGAGAUGGAGAUCCAGCUCAGCCAGGCCAACAGGCAGGCAGCUGAGGCCCAGAAACAGCUCAAAUCUCUUCACGCACAUAUGAAGGACACUCAGCUGCAGCUGGACGACUCUCUCCGAGCCAAUGAUGACAUGAAAGAAAACAUUGCCAUUGUUGAGAGACGCAACACUCUGCUUCAGGCUGAACUGGAAGAACUGAGAGCUGCUUUGGAGCAAACUGAGAGAAGUCGCAAACUUGCUGAGCAAGAGCUGAUGGAUGUUAGUGAGAGGGUGCAGCUACUGCACUCACAGAACACCGGCCUGAUAAACCAGAAGAAGAAGCUGGAGGCUGAUACUUCCCAGCUUCAGACAGAAGUAGAAGAUGCUGUGCAGGAGUGUAGAAAUGCUGAGGAGAAGCCAAAGAAGCCCAUUACUGACCCUGCCAUGAUGGCAGAGGAGCUGAAGAAAGAGCAGGACACCAGUGCUCACCUGGAGCGUAUGAAGAAGAACAUGGAGCAGACCAUCAAAGACCUGCAGCAUCGUCUGGAUGAAGCCGAACAGAUCGCCUUAAAGGGAGGCAAGAAGCAGCUGCAGAAGCUUGAAGCCAGGGUCAAAGAACUUGAAAAUGAAGUGGAAAGUGAACAGAAAAAAGCCAGUGAUGCUAUAAAGGGAGUAAGAAAGUAUGAGAGACGUAUAAAGGAACUAACCUAUCAGACCGAGGAAGAUCGUAAGAAUCUCAUGCGACUUCAGGACCUGGUAGACAAGUUGCAGCUGAAGGUCAAGUCCUACAAGAAAGCUGCAGAGGAGUCUGAGGAACAAGCCAAUAAUAACCUCGCUAAGUUCCGCAAGCUCCAACAUGAGCUGGAUGAAGCUGAAGAGAGGGCUGACAUUGCAGAAUCCCAGGUCAACAAGCUACGUGCUAAGAGCCGGGAUGUGAGCUCGAAGAAGGGACUUGAUGAAGAGUGAGACAUCUUCAACAACAACUGUUCCUCAUAAGAGAUCGUCUCUCGGUGUUUGUUUCGUUGUUUUCUAGUGUUCGUAGUUUUCUUGACUGCAGUGAUUCACGACUCAAGUCGUGGUCUUUUACCCACAUAAAAAGAAUGAAGUAAUAAAGGACCUGCAACAUGACCA